UGCCGCGGCCGGCGACUGACGUGUUCGUUCCUGCGAGCCGCGCGCCCGUCUGACCGCCUCGUGGCCGUGCCGCUGGCUCGUUCGACUGCUUCGGAUGCAGUGCGCGCUGACCGGACAGAGAAACGACGUUCACCAGACCUCGGCCAUGGAGCGGCGACCGCCUCGGAGCUUCUUUUCCAGUAAAAUAGUGCUGUGUAUAGUGACCUCUUACAUCCCCACCUCCGAUCAGUGAAUUUGUGUAACUAACGAUAUCGUUGAACAGGAACAAAAACGACGCCCGUGCCAUCUCGUUCUAGACCAGUAAAGACCAGGUUCCAUGACAGAAGGGAAGAGACUGUAAAGGAACCUCCGUUUCACCUACUCGCCAUCGGACUGAAUUCACGAGACUUGGGCUGGCAACCCGUGACGGCAAACCGUUAGGAGGUAGUCCACUGGGCCCUCUACAUCUUCCGGGUUUCUAAGCUGCAGCUGCACCCAACGACGCCCGUGAGAGCGGUCGAGGCGUGUGAUGUAGCAGGGGAGCCAUGGCGCCGAGUAUGAGCUGGUCGUCGCUCGUCGUGGUGGCGGCGGCGGCGCUGGUGGCGGCGACGGGCCGCGCGAGCGCCCAGCCGGGCGACUGGUCGUCCAACUGCCCGCAGGCGUGCAAGUGCAAGUGGGUGUCGAGCCGCAAGACGGCCGAGUGCACCAACGCCAGCCUCAGCGCCGUGCCCGCAGACCUCAGCCACGAGGUGCAGGCGCUCUACCUGUCGGGCAACGUCAUUCCCGCCAUCACCGACAACGCCUUCCGUGAUGUUAAGUUGGUAAACCUGCAGAAGCUGUCCUUGCAUGACUGCAGCAUAAGAGAAAUUGGGAAACGUGCUUUCAGUGGACUGGAAUUAUUAAUAGAACUGGAUUUGUCAAACAAUCAAAUUGUUGAACUUCACCCAUCAAUGUUCGAUGACAACUUCAGAUUACGUGUUAUCUAUCUUGACCAUAACCAGAUACAGAAGGUUCCUGAUGGGAUCUUCAGGGAACUCACUUUUCUGCAGACAGUACGCCUCAAUGAUAAUCAGAUUGAACAGAUAGGCUACAAGGCCUUCGUAAAUGUACCAGACCUGCACACAUUAAGGCUUGAUUCAAAUCGUCUGGCAACCUUGCAUCCAGAACCAUUUUAUCCCAUGCAAAAGUUGAGAUCACUCGAACUGCAUGACAAUCCAUGGCGAUGUGAUUGUCAACUGGCUCCAUUGCGUGAAUGGACACUUGAACAUAAGCUAAACACCCAAGAUACACAGUGUGAAGAACCAGAGAAACUGAAAGGCAUGCUUUGGAAAGAGGUUGCAACUGAUCAGAUGGCAUGUAUGCCGAGGAUUGUAUUUCCACAACAAGAUGCUACAUUUGAAGCAACGGGCGGUGAAGUUACAAUGUCAUGCCAGAUUGAAGGGAACCCACCACCAACAGCUCACUGGGUUCAUGAGUCACAAAUCCUGUCCAAUAACAGUGACAAGUUUAUCAUUCAUGAAGGACUUGGUGGUUGGCUAAACAUCACAUUAUGGGAAGCUGGACCAGAAGAACGUGGGGAAUACACAUGUGUUGCAAAGAAUGAGGCUGGUGUGGACGAACGCAGAUUGAUUUUACUGCUGGACAGUGAAGACCCUUUGAUUUUGGGAAAAGACAGUGCCAGUGGCAGUAGUGGAACUAACAUGGAGUCCUCACAUUUACCUCUCAUAGUAGCUCUUGGGGUUGGAGCAACCAUUCUUGCAGCACUUCUCAUAGGAUUGUCAUGCUGGCUGUGCAGAAGUGGUCGAGUAUGCUAUGUAAAGAAGGUGGCUGGUGAUGGUUCUUUAUCUGCUAGCAACCAUAAUGGUGCUUCGGAUGAACAGGAGAAAGGCCUUAUUACAAAAAUAAACCCUGUCCAGAAGCCUCCAAGGCGUAUUGAUUCGGCCUCAUCCACAGGAGAUCUCGCUGAAGUCAAAAUGACAUUGAUUGAUAAUGGUUCUGUCCUGUCCCCAAGUGUCAUUGACAGUGAAGAUCCAAUCCAAGAGCGGUCCUUGGACUCUCUGGACAGCUCAUUGUGUGGUGUAAGCAGCCACAGGCCACGUGGGCAGCCAGACCUGCUCUCAUUCCCAGGCCAGGUGUCUCCAGCUGGCAGCUCUGCUUCAACAGUUCCUGACAGUACACGACUACCUCCACAGCAUGGGCCUCAGUCACCACCUCCUCAGCCGUAUGUGAUGGUGACUCCGCACGCAUUUGGAACACUGCCGUAUUCCCGUUCUCAGUCUCCAUUUUCACCUGCAGCAAUUGCUGUUCCACCGCGUUCUGCAAACGGUUAUGUGACAAUUCCAAGGAGGCCACGUGUCCCUUCGUGGAGCAGCCCUCCAACACCUCUUCAGUUACAGCUGGAGCUACCGCCCAGACUGCCUGUGUACGACAAUUUGGGACCACGCACUACUGCUGAUGGCAGUUCUGUACUGUCCUUAAAUCGUGCCGGAUUGCCACCCUAUUAUUCCCCUGUUCCUCCGACAGCGGAGGAGCCGGGAUGGACACAGAGAUCUGUAACAGAGAGUGUCUCAUCACAGAACUGCCUUGAAAAUGAUGUGGCUUUGACAGACUCACCAGCAACUCCAAAGAGUGUAAAGGUGCCACCGAAGCCACCACCAAAACCAAAGAAAAAGCCAGCAGAUGCAGUGUCGGGCCCACUGUAUGAGGAUGAAGGUGAGGAUGGUACUGAAGUGUAGGUUGGUGCAACAUUUAACUGACUUCCUGUUUAAUAUGAAGAAUGUUGUGAAACUGUUGUGUAGCCAGUAUUUCAAAUGUUCUUGAUACAAGAACAAAAGGAGAGAGAGAGGGUGAGAGACAGACAAUCGACAGUCUGAUGUUGGUGAAUGCUAUUGUGUGUUCCUCAGGUGUUAGAACUAACAUGGAGGGCUCGUGACACAGGGUAUACAUUAAGAACUUUGAAAUGUUAAACUGUUUUUAAGUGCCUUCUGUUAUUGUACAUUUGAAACGAUAUAACUAUUUUAUGUGACUGGAGAAUGAUUCUGUGAUUAAAUGUAGACUUUAAAAUUGUAUAUAACAUACUUUUGUCUUUGUGCACUAAAAUUGCUACUUCUAUUCAGUAACUUGAAAGACAUGGAUAUAUAUUUGAGAGUAUUUCUAUAGAUGAAACACAAAUUACUUCUUUGCAGAACAUGAGGAGAGCCCCUGUAACUAAGAAAAAUAAGUACUGAUUAUAUAAAAUAUGAUUUGAUACAUUUUGAUUGUUCAUAGUUUUAUUCAAAACUGACAACUCUAACAGAAUUUCACAAGUGGAAAUUUUGCAUGAGUUUCCAAAAAUUACCACAGCAGUUCACAGUUACGACUUCUAUCUCAGCAGUAAAGAAAUGUUUUUUAUGAAUGUCAUUUAACAAUUUUUUCAUGAGUAGAAACACAUGAUUUUAUUUUCAUGGAAGAGUAUGACAAAUGAUUAAAGAAGUGUUUGCAGUUCUGAGCCUGUUAUAUCAUUGGGGUUCAUUACGAAAACCGCAAAUCUAGCAUUUAUUUUUCUGCUGUUUUGGGCUUCCAAAAGAAUAUAAGCAUGUUCAGCUAAAUAAAUGUUUCAUUUAAUAUUAUAUUUGUCAGUAUAUUUUAUAAGAAAUGGCAUUUUACUGAGCCAAUAGUACGGAUAAAUGAAUUAUGCAUUUUUUU
Messenger RNA from Schistocerca cancellata (South American locust), 3663 nucleotides. RefSeq names its product leucine-rich repeat-containing protein 24-like. The coding region runs from base 525 to 2714 and encodes 729 amino acids. NCBI's taxonomy places the organism in Eukaryota, Metazoa, Arthropoda, Insecta, Orthoptera, Acrididae. Gene Ontology annotation, molecular function: protein binding. The record is from RefSeq and is a predicted model, not a curated record. The transcript is spliced from 10 exons.